Messenger RNA from Fusarium vanettenii 77-13-4, 807 nucleotides. RefSeq lists its product as uncharacterized. Bases 1 to 807 code for a protein of 268 amino acids. The record is from RefSeq and is a predicted model, not a curated record. NCBI's taxonomy places the organism in Eukaryota, Fungi, Ascomycota, Sordariomycetes, Hypocreales, Nectriaceae. The transcript has 2 exons.
AUGCUGUUGAGAUUUGCCGGUGUCUUUGUGCCUCUGGAAACAUCUGCAGCGUCCCGGGAAAUGGGAGUCAAAGAAGAAGAGGGUUAUCUAUUGUUCCGCAGCAACUGUUCUGGUUUUCUCGCGCAACACACUUCCUUGUUCAGUGUUGAAACAGGACAGGCAGCGAUUGCGAAACAAGGCCCAGUCAUUGACCGCCACCUUGACAGCUCGUGCGUACCUAUCAAACAAGCGCGACGUGCACCGCACACAGACCGCAAGCUUAUCGAUAUUAGACGCCAUCGCAAGGUCAUGAGCUGCUCAUUUCCAUAUUACCGCCCGUCGCUUAGGCGCAACGCCCACGCGGCCUUUGCUCAGCUGUCUCCAGCCCAACGGUCAACGCGUGAGCAGAGCCAACUCACGCUCUGCCAGGCGACCCUGGAGCAGACACUCUACGUUGUUAAUCCUGACAGUCGUCUGGGAGCACAAAUACAAGACACUAUCGAUGAGAUACGGCGUCGCCUGCUCGUGAUGCUGCCGGGUGAAGCGGCCGCGCCCAAGCCCACAGUCGAGGUCGACGACUCAGAACCUCCAUCUUCGCCUAGCAGCAGUGUUUAUACGGAUGCAGCCGAAUUGGCAUCCGAUGCAGGAAGCGAGCAGACAGCGCCUUCCUCAAGAAAUACGACAAGCAUCGGCCUUGAAAGCCCGUUUGCACGUCUCCAAGUGAACAAGAAGCGUGAUCGGAACGACGACGAGCGGUUAGAAUCCCCAACAAAGCGCCGAAAGAAAUUCUCAAUACCCAAAGAUAAAGAAGUCAUUGUCAUCGACUAG